GGAUAGCUGAGCCGCGGGGCCGUGGCGCGCCUAGGGCGCAGGGACUCUCUCUCCAGCGUCGCCUCAGCUGCCUUGGCUGGCCACCUCUUGGUUGGGGCUCUGUGUACAUUUGUCUGGGCCAAGGGGGCCACCCUGGCUUCUCUCUGGCUCCGCGAGCCUGCGGAUCCACAACAAACCCACGUGCGCACAGCCCUGGGGAACACCGAUUUCUCCACAGCACAGUCAGUAUUGGGUGGGGUGGGGAGGCCGGUGCGCCUCGCAGAGUCCGGGUUCCUUCAAAUCCCACCUGCUUGCUGGGUUUACGGCUGGAGAAAUUGAGGCCCGCGGCAGCGGAGGGGGCACAGGCACCACAACAAACGCACGUGCGCCCUGCCCAGAGACCUGGACGCACCGCAAACCCUUAGGAGCCGCCCUGCGGUGCCGGGCCAUUGUCUCAGCCUCUGGGGAGGGAGUGGCUCUAGAGGCGCCACUUGCUGGAGGAGGGCGAGAGAGACAUUUAAAAGGUACCGCUUGGGCAUCAGACUAAACUGUCGGACUUAAAAAGGGAAAUCAAAACAAGAAUGCAGCUACGAAAAUGUUACCCCAGGCUGAGAGUCCGUCCCCGGCCGUGGCGCAUUCCUUUGGGUGAAGUGGACAACUCCUCACCUCCACCUCCUGGAGGUCUCUUAGAGAUGUGGAUAGGAUUAAGGGUCUAACGGUGCCCCUCAAAUAAAGAUCGUGCUGGACCUACUAUUGUGCCUGUGCUGACCUACUCCGGCGAUUGCCUCCGUGUGCAUAUUUUGGGCGCCUCCUCAGCCUGCGGGAAGAAGGGUCAAUGUACGCGUCACCCAGUGCGGUCUUGCGCUUUGCCUCUGAGGUCCGAGUCCGUGUGCCCAGACACCCCAGAUGUCACCAGCCCUUUUGGCUUGUUAGGCAUUUUCACAAGCAAGGCCAGCUGAGACCUGGUGUUCUAGCUGGGUGAAGGUAGAGCCAAUUGUGCAGAGCCCUGCAGCCAGCAGUCCAGGGAGAAGUGGUGAAUGUCAUGGAGCCCAGCUGAAAUGGACCGGCCCCCUUGAGCCUGACCCAAGCCCUGGUACCAGCUUUCCAUCCCAGUGCUGAGAACCUAGGUCACCGAGCUGGUGAUUACCAGUGCCUGAGGCGAAAGUACGUACUCCUGGGAGGAAGGGAGCCCAGGUCGAGGGGCAGAGGAUGGAGUGCUGCUCAGGAGACUGCCUCAUCAUGGAGCUUGCAUAUGACUGGCAGGGGACAUGGAGACGGAAGCAAGUAAACUAAUUCUUGCAAUUCAGUUGAGUAAGUGCUGUGCAUAGGAAGUGCAGAGGAAGAGCAGUGAUCUGAGGACGGGGAGUCAAGGAAGCUUCCUUAAGGAGAAGAGUAAGCUGCUAUGAACAACCGUGUUCAGAUUUUUGUAUGGACAUACAUUUUUGCUUCUCUGGGAUAAAUGCCUAGGAGUUCAAUUGCUAAGUUGCAAUGGUUUUGGGGACUUCAAUCUUGAGCUACACAUUAGACCUCAAUCUUCAGCUAUAAAUCAGACCUCAACGAUCAACUCUCUAUUUCCAAUUCUUCGGUCUCCAGGAGCCUCUAUUUCUUCAUCAGCAAAAUUGGGUGGUACUUAGGCUCCAAGAGCUUACAGCACACAUGCUUGAGUGGACCAUGGGUGAGCCGGAGAACCUGAAGUAGGCCCGAAGGCGAGAAGGCAACGGCGUUCCGUCUGUGGAAGGACCUCCCAACCAGGCGUGUUUUCCUGUUCGGAACAAAGUGGCUUCCCUGAACACAUCUUCAUUAUGAUUCACACCAACUUGAAGAAAAAGUUCAGCUGCUGUGUCCUGGUCUUUCUUCUGUUUGCUAUCAUCUGUGUGUGGAAGGAAAAGAAGAAAGGGAGUUACUAUGAUUCCCUUAAAUUGCAAACCAAGGAAAUCCAGGUGCUGAAGAGUCUGGGGAAAUUGGCCAUGAGGUCUGAUUCCCAGUCUGUAUCCUCAAGCAGCACCCAGGACCCCCACAAGGGCAGUCAGACCCUUGGCAGUUUCAGAGGCCCAGCCAAGGCCAAAGCAGACGCCUCCUUCCAGGUGUGGAACAAGGACAGCUCUUCCAAAAACCUUAUCCCUAGGCUGCAAAAGAUCUGGAGGAAUUACCUAAACAUGAACAAGUACAGAGUGUCCUACAAGGGGCCAGGACCCGGCAUCAAGUUCAGUGCAGAGGCCCUGCUCUGCCACCUCCGGGACCACGUGAACGUAUCCAUGGUAGAGGCCACAGAUUUUCCCUUCAAUACCUCUGAAUGGGAGGGUUACCUGCCCAAGGAGAGCAUUAGGACCAAGGCUGGGCCUUGGGGCAGGUGUGCUGUUGUCUCAUCAGCAGGAUCUCUGAAGUCCUCCCAACUAGGCAGAGAAAUAGAUGAUCAUGAUGCAGUCCUGAGGUUUAAUGGGGCACCCACAGCCAACUUCCAACAAGAUGUGGGCACAAAAACUACGAUUCGCCUGAUGAACUCUCAGUUGGUCACCACAGAGCGGCGUUUCCUCACAGACCGUUUGUACAAUGAAGGACUCCUAAUUGUAUGGGACCCAUCUGUGUACCAUUCGGAUAUCCCGAAGUGGUACCAGAAUCCGGAUUAUAAUUUCUUUAAUAACUACAAGAGUUAUCGUAAGCUGCACCCCAAUCAGCCCUUUUACAUCCUCAAACCCCAGAUGCCUUGGGAGCUAUGGGACAUUCUGCAGGAAAUCUCCCCAGAAGAGAUUCAGCCAAAUCCCCCAUCCUCUGGGAUGCUCGGUAUCAUCAUUAUGAUGACAUUGUGUGACCAGGUGGAUAUUUACGAGUUCCUUCCAUCAAAGCGCAGGACCGACGUGUGCUACUACUACCAGAAGUUCUUUGAUACUGCUUGCACGAUGGGCGCCUACCACCCGCUGCUCUAUGAGAAGAAUUUGGUGAAGCAUCUCAACAAGGGCACAGAUGAGGAUAUCUACCUGUUUGGAAAGACCACACUGCCUGGCUUCCGGACCAUUCACUGCUAAGCACAGCCUUCUCACUCUUCUCCAUCAGGCACUGAAUGGAUGGUCUUUGGCCACCUCAGCCUGGGAAGACCAUUUACCUGAACAAUUCCAGCCUGCUCCUUUUACUCUAGGGGCCUCUGUCAGCAAGAGCACUGGGGCUUCAGGAGCCUGUGAUCAAGAAAUCAGGUCCAGCCUUCCCUGUGGCCAGUUUAUGAGCCCAGAGCCUCCUCCCACACACAUGCACACAUACCUAGCAUUCUUUCCAGACAGCAUCCCCCCCACCUUCCACCGUGGUAGAUGCAAAGUCUACCUCUCCCAUCAGGGAUGCCAAAGCUGGGCUUCAUUUUUCCCAACAGAAUUAUGCCAUUCUCACAGACUAAUGCUCUAUAUUGCUUGAAAUCUGCAUCUAAAUAUUGAUUUCAUGUUUUAAAGAAAUUCUCCCAAAUUACAAUUGUGCCCAAUGCAGGGUGGCUCUGGGGGGCAGGUAGGUGGUACAGGGGAUUGGAAACAUGCUCAACUCCUUCAGAACAAAGUUGCUCCCAAGGUCCAUGCCCCUGGAACAUGUUCCUAUCACUCUGGCUGGUUGGGCUGGUCCUUAGACUGGGUGCUUGUGAGCAAAGUGUCUUGACUAGUCCUCUUUCUCUCCAUGUAGAGAUGGAAGCUACGGAAGGAUACAGUCUCUGUCCUCAAGUUGCUCCCGUUCAGUGAGAGAGACAGACAUCUGAACAGGCAGGUAGGAUUCAGUGUGCUCAGCGCACUGGGGACUGGUAGAGAGAUGAGCUUGCUCUCUGAGCACCCAGGAGGGCCACACACUUACACUGUGUUUGUGGAUCAGAGAAGACCUUGUAAUACCAGGGGCAUUCAAAUGAGUCUUAGAGGGAGAGAAGAAGCUUGGCAAGCAGAUUACAUCUGAGUCAUUUGAGUUGUGUUUUUUUCUUCCCAUAUUUACUCUCUAAGAUCUACCUAAACUUAGAGACUCAAGAAAUUUUUUUGAGGAAACCUCCUACCCACGUCUGAGGUAACAAAAUGCAGCCUCACGACAGAUACCAGGUAAUCCAGAUCCCCAAAACCUGAUUUCUUCAGGCUCGGCCGGGCCUGACCCUAUCCUACCAGCUGGGUUUGCACACCAUACUCCCACUCUUCCUUUUUAAUACCUACCCCCAAAUCUCCUCCUAACCACCAUCUGUUUUUUUUUUUCCUUUUCAAAUCAUCUUCCCCUCCCAAAUUUCUUUUAAGCAUUUUUUUUUUGCUUUAAAAGCAUUGUGACCCCAAUUUAUUUGAGCUCAUGGGCCUUUGCAUGUCUCUCAGGGAGUAGUGGUGUGGCUCCCCAGACUUAUGUCACCCUCAGAGGUCAGAACCCUGGAGAUUGUAACUGAUUCUCAUCAGGUGUGAGAAAUGUGAUAUCAGAUUGCAAUGCCCUGCACUACUUCUUUGCAAGAAAGCAACAUCAGGGGAUCUGGGCAGAGGCUGGCCCACUGAGGUUUGCAAACAUGCUCUCCAGAUGGUUUUCCUAAGUCCCCUCUCCCUGAUAGGAAAUCAUACUGGACCCAUGCAGUCUCUGGUGUGGAGCAGUUAAAAGACUUGCACAAAAUCACCAAGUCAUACUGUAGAGCCAGGAUUCCUACACCCAGGCCUCUGGACUCUCAAGUCUGGCCCCAUGUGCUCAAGGGGAUCUAAUGUUUGGGCUCCACACCAACCAUCUUGGAGCUGGGAUCCUCACUUACUACCAAACCCUCAGCUUAUAUAGCUAGAAAGGCCUUGAUUUUCGAAUUGAUGCUCCCCUACUGACUAGCUAUGCCACUCUGGGCAAAUGCUCUUUCUUGAGCCUCUGUUUUCACAUUUGUAAAGUGGGGAUGAUGAUCCUAUCUCACAGUGCUGUGGUGAGGGUGACAGGAAAGCACCUGUCCUGGCUCUGCACCUGGCACAUAGUAGGUGCUCAGUACAUGCAGGUUUCCUUCCUGCCUUCAGUAGGGACCUGCUCUGUGUUCACACCUGAGCUGCAUGCACCCUGCUGUGACUGAGGCUAGCGGGGAAGAGGUCCUGUCCUCAGGGAAUUAACUGUCAUAUUGGGAGAUAACAACAACCCUCCUUGGAACACCCAAGAAACCAUGCAAAGCAGUGGACAGCACAGAACAUGCCCCUCCUCCUCGCUGCCCGCAGCUCCAGUCUGACUCUGCUUAGGAUGGGCAGAGCACGUGGGCUGCUUCACUGCUGUAUAGGACAAGUCCUUUACCCCUCUCUGGGCCCGUGAACUCCUGGCUUGGUUUAUGUUCUCAUAUGACAUGCUGAUUUUAAUCUUCGAAUCAUGACCACUGAGUGCCGAGGAGGUACCAUUCUGACAGCUGGACAUCCAUGUUGGUGUGGAGACUGAGAUGACACUGGGUAGAAUCUAGUUUUUAAUUAUUAAUAUGAAGGAUUGAAUUAAUUUAAAUAUAAUUCUGAAGUCUACAGAACUUUUAGUUCUGUGCUAUCUAUAUGUGGACACUUUGGUAAAAUGCAGAUUUGAGAUGGAUGUUAUUGAUGGUCUGGUGAGAUGUUUCAUAUUUUUGACAGUUAAUUUAAAAAUUAUGACUGAAUGCUUCCUCUGUCUAUGGGAUUCUGUCUUCUUUGAUAGCCAUUUAUUCAUCUGCAUCAUGGGGCCCUCUCUAAUCCUUCCACCAAUCAAAUAAGCUAUUGCUAUUGGUUUAGAGUUGAGACAUCAGUCUCAGAAACCUCUGAAACAUGCCUAAGCUAAUUCUGAAUUACACAAGGAUUAUGUCAAAUUUUAAAAUAAAUGUGUGUGUGUGUUUUUAAA
This is a messenger RNA of Callithrix jacchus (white-tufted-ear marmoset), 5775 nucleotides long. NCBI's taxonomy places the organism in Eukaryota, Metazoa, Chordata, Mammalia, Primates, Cebidae. The record is from RefSeq and is a predicted model, not a curated record.